Messenger RNA from Scheffersomyces coipomensis, 2046 nucleotides. RefSeq names its product Sko1p (gene SKO1). The record is from RefSeq and is a predicted model, not a curated record. Gene Ontology annotation, molecular function: DNA-binding transcription factor activity, RNA polymerase II-specific; RNA polymerase II cis-regulatory region sequence-specific DNA binding. Lineage: Eukaryota; Fungi; Ascomycota; Pichiomycetes; Serinales; Debaryomycetaceae. The coding region runs from base 1 to 2046 and encodes 681 amino acids. The transcript is spliced from 2 exons. Gene Ontology annotation, biological process: regulation of transcription by RNA polymerase II.
AUGUCGGGAGAAACAACGUUUGAUUUAGAACCAAAUCCCUUUGAAAGAUCAUUUGCUAGUAAGGAUUCUUCCAAUCAAUCCAUCCCCAUUGUUCAAUUAAAUGAUGCCAAUGUGGGUAAAUUAGGUGGUACCACUGGACCAGGAGGUAUCAAAUCUAUUAAUAACACAGCAAACUCAACUACUUCAGCUCAUUCGGAAACCACUGCAUCGAUAACUUCUAGCGUUUCAACCAGUGCUAAUAAUAAUAAUAAUAAUAAUAAUAGUCUUACUAAUCAUCAAAAUCAUCAAAAACCAGAUUUACAUAUCCCUAAUAUUUCAAGUGUGAAUCAUCAAUCUAAUGGUAAAUUACCUGGUAUAACACCUCCAUUAUUCACUCCAGGUGGAAGAAGAUUACCUCCCUUGGGAUUAUCUCCCAAUGCUAAUACCUCAGGAGCAAUCUCAAAUCCAGGUACUCCUACUACAAAUUUAUGGAAUAGUUUAUUAUCAGCCACCAAUAAUCAUAAUAAUCCCAACGGUAAUAAUCCUUCUUCAAAUCCUUCUAAUGGAGCUAAUCCAGGUUUAGGACAUCCUAUGAAUUCAAAUUCGAACUUUAAUCAAUUUUUAAAUACUUUAAGAAAAACAGGAUUAACUCCGAACGAAUCAAAUAUAAGGUCAGGAUUAACCCCUGGUGGUUUAACUCAUCAAUUUUCAUUCAAUAAUCAAUUGAUUCCAGGGUUAACUACUCCAUCUGCAUUAUUAAAUAGUCCUAUGACUCCUGGAUUAUCGAGUUUAUUAGGUAUGGCUAAUACUUCUAAUAUGGGUACCACUCCAAACCUUCCUAUUUUAAAUCCUCAACCUCAAGCUCAACAACAACAACAACAAAAUAUUGCUCAAAAUGGAGUGCCCAUUAUAACUAAUGAUAAUCAAGAUCAUAGUGUGGCUAAACCUGCUAAUGUUCUUCCUUCAACUUUGGAAAUUGAAGAACCUACUGAAUCAAAGGAUACUUCAGCCUCGACCGCUACAACCACCAGCAGAAAGAGAAAAGGAAAGGAUGAUGCUCCUACUUCUAAGAAAGCUAAAUUAGAAAAUGUAACAAAUGCCAAUACCAAAACUUCUAAUGCCAACACUGGUGCUACAAGAGGUAGGAAAUCAACCAAGAAAGAAGCUCAAAAGGUUAAAGCUGAAGAACAGAACGACAUGAAUGCAUCUGACAUGUCACAAGAUGAUAAUAGUGGAGAACCAGGAUUAGAUAAACGUAAGAAUUUCCUUGAAAGAAAUAGAGUUGCUGCUUCUAAAUGUCGUCAACGUAAGAAGCAAUUAAUUCAAAAGAUGGAAGAUGAAUUAGCAUUUUAUUCUACAGGAUAUCGUGAAUUAUCAUUACAAGUGAAUCAAUUAAGAGAUCAAGUUAUAAAUUUAAAAGGAAUAAUUGUCGGUCAUAAAGAUUGUUCAUUAUUAGCUUCAUCAGUGGGAGGUAUUAAUAAUUUAAAUAAUAUUAUUCAACAAGCAAAUUAUAUAACUCAAGUGAGUGCAUCAGCUCAAACUAAUGUUUCAUCCAUGCCAUCAACUAUCCCCACUACUUUAAAUAUCCCUCAACCACCACCACCACCACAAACUAAUAUAGUCCAUCAAGUCCCAUCAAUUAAUCAUCCUGUUUUACCACCUCAUGUCCAUCAAAUUGCUCAAGGUUAUGUCGAUCAUCCUCAAGCUCCAACUCAACAACAACCACCCCAAUUACUUUCUAGUGCAAGUGAAACUCCCGAAAAUGGAGGUCAACAUUAUGAUCCUAAUAGUACUAAUUCAAAUCCUAUAAGUUUACCAUCAUCAGGAAAUGGCGAAGUAAGAUUAGUGAAUAGUAUGACCAACUUACAAAGUCUUAAUCCAGGGAUUAAAGUACGAGGCGGAGCACAAAUUUUAUCCCAAGGACCACCACCACCACAAGGACAAUCUCAACUUGAACCACCUAAUUAUAAUAAUCUUAGGCCAGUCAAUAGUAUGACUGAUAUGACAUUACAACAUCAUCAAGCUGCUGCUGCUGCUGCUGCUCAUUAUAAUGGCUUGAAUGUUUAG